Messenger RNA from Closterium sp. NIES-65, 8631 nucleotides. The record is from the annotation of a GenBank genome assembly. Lineage: Eukaryota; Viridiplantae; Streptophyta; Zygnematophyceae; Desmidiales; Closteriaceae.
AUGGAAUUUCUCAGCCGAGCUACAGCCAGUAGCGAUCACCAUGGUCAGGAAGGGAUUCCCGAGGAGCCAGACUACGCCAUCCGUUGCUACGCAACCAAGCACUCAUGGCGAGGACGCUACAAGCGGGUCUUCUGUGUGUCAUCCUCCGCUAUUAUCACACUCGAUCCCCACUCGCUCUCGUCUACCAACCACUACACCCUCGCGGCGGAUUAUGAGGGGAUUGUGGUGGCUCCUCCGCUUGGAGGGAAGGAAGAUGGGCAGCAGCUGGAAUUCACAAUCAACGUUCGCACAGAUGGACGUGGCAAGUACAAGCCCAUCAAGUUCUCUGCACGGCACCGUGCAUCUUUGCUGACGGAACUGCACAGGGUGGUGGCGGCACUGCAUCCCCACCCUCCUCGGCCCCUCACCACUCCCUCCACAGUCUUCCCUGUUCUCUGCCUCCGCCGCUGCUCUCAAACCUGGGUGCCUAGAGCUAUGCGCAUCUCACCAGUGGGAAUCGAGGUAAUCCAAGCACCCGUGGAAGCAGUUUCAGCUGCUUCCACUCCUGCAACAACAUCCCGCUCCUCCUCUGUGGCCUCCAUAGCAGCAGCAGUGCGCUGGAGUGUGGAGUUUCAGGGUCUCUCCUCCCCUGCUCUCACUGUGCUCGCUAGCCCAGAGGAGGCCGCAUCUAGUGCAGGUGCUUCCAGUGGAGGCUCAUCUGGAGGGUUCUUUGGUGUGCGAAGGGGCGUGGCGGGGAGGGAGGAUGGGGGGUUUAUCCUGCGGCUGGGGUUUGGGAGGCGGGCCAAGGCGAUCACAGCUACUGGAGGGUGUUCCAACUCGGCCAUCCUGUCAAAGAUUGUUGACACAGCCAAGGGCUCCAUAGGCCGUGCGCUCACAGUGGACACCACCUCUCGCCCGAGUGUCACAGACUUUGUUUCACAGACUGCGGUGGGAGGAGUGGGUCCCAACGAGCCCCCGCUGGGGGAGUGGUCCGUCACCCUCGUCCGUCACUCUGCUCUGCUUCCAGACCCCUCCCCUCACGCCUCCUCUGCUGCUGCCGGUGGUGCUGGCGCUACCUCUAGCAGCAGCAGCAACAGCAAUAGCGUGGCAGGGGGGGGAGUGCAAGGCGGAUUGGGUGUGGAGAUGAGUGGCUCGGCUCGUCAAUUUGCCGUGACUCGGCACUACUUUGUGGAGCGCAACCCAGUCACUUAUGAGGCCACAUACAUGCGGCAGCUCUCAACCGUGUCGGCUCUGGUGCGAUGGGUGGAGGAGCCUCAGCUGCUGGCUCUGGAGUUCGUUGACGGGGCACCAAUCCUGGUGUACCGAUGUGCAGCACGUGACUCUCUCCUGUCCGCCCUCAAAGAUGCUAUUGAAACCGAGGGGGAUCAACUCCUGUUGAAGCACCUCGCAGCAGCAGCCAAGGAUGCAGUUGCCGACGGGGGAACCAUCCCUGGUUCGAAGACUCGGCUCUGGCGAAGAGUCAGAGAGUUCAACGCCUGUGUGCCUUACUCAGGGCUCUCGGCAGGGGUUGAUGUUCCUGAUGUGGUGGUCAUGGCUGUGCUUAGCAUGCUGCCCAGCCCGCCUGUUCCUCCUCCUGCGGGUACUGAGGCUGCUUAUAACGAAGCAGGUGCUUAUAGCGCAGCGGCAAUUCUCCCUGCGCCUUCCCCGAGGGCUGCUGGGACGCACAUUGGGCUGCUGGCGUGUCUGCGGCGCCUGGUGGGGGCAAGUGGCGCGUUCUCAUUGGUGGUGGGGAUGCCGGGAGCAGUGGGGAGAAUUAUGGGGCUUGUGCGGAGUGGGUCAGAGGCAGUGGCGGCUGAAGCACUCGAUCUGCUGCGAGUCAUCAUAGCACUGCCAGUCUCUCUGCGGAAUACAGCCAGCCAGAUUGGAGCAGCCAGUCAGGGCACAGCAGCUGCCAGCACAGCAUGCAACAAGGCCAUGGCUGCUCGCGCUGCUGCCAAAGCCGCUUUCUUCCCCACGCCUGUCCAGGUGGCAGCAGUGGUGAAUCGCCUGAAGCCACGGUCGGUGUCGCCACUGCUGUCAGCUGCAGCAGUGGCGGUGGUGGAAGCGCUGGUGUGCUCGCCUGACAGUGACACCACACAGGACGCAAUCUUCCAUGAGACACUGCGCCAGGUGGCAAACCUAAAGCGCCGUCUCUUCUCCCUGUUCGCGCAUCCAGCCGAGGGCACACGGGAGGCAGUGGCAGUCAUCAUGUGCACCAUCGCAGAAGAAGACGAGGCCGCCGCCCGGCCCAUGCGCGAUGCCGCCCUAAAAGACGGCGCUUUCCUGCGGCACCUGAGCAACAGUGUUGCAGCAGCGGGAGGGGAGAGGAGAGAUCUGAGCCGGCAGCUGAUUGCCCUCUGGGCUGAAGGGCAUGACCCCAGUCUGGAUCUCAUCCGAAGGUGCUUCCCUCCUGGUCUCUGUGCUCAUCUGUACUCGCGUCGUGACACGUCAGCAGCACUGCCAGGUCAGCAGCAGGUCGGGAGGAAGGGCAGGAGGAGGGUAUCAGCAGCAGCUGCUGCUAUCGGCCGCAGAAGGCACGGGCUAGGGGGUGUGGGCGCUGGGGGCUGGGGCAGUGCGGGGGAGAGCAUGACCGGUAAUCUGGGGGUUGGUUUGGGAGGAGGGCAAAUGGCAGGAGCAGGGAGUGGUGAGGAUGGGCAGUUCUCAGCGGCUGCAGCGGAUUUUCUGUCUCAGUCAACGCCUUUCCUGCCCUCCUCCCGCCCGCAAGACCUGUCCAUUUCGGACCUCUGGCCUGCCGGAGCUGCCUCAGCUUCGGCCCUAGCCAGCUCGGUGCCCCAGCAGCACCACAGGAAGCAAGCACAGCCGGGGGAGGUCUCAACUGGGAGCGGUUCUGGCACGAGUGCCGUUGACGGUCAACCAGACACCGGCGCUGCUGCUGCUGCAGCUGGUGGCGGCGCUGUGGAUUCUCCCACUGACAGUACAGGGGAGGCAGGGGCAGCAGCAGUGGGAUCGAUUCGGGACCCUGCAGCGUUUUUCCGGUCGCUGUACCACCGGUUCUUGAGGGAGGCGGAUAUGGGGCUCGUGGUGGAUGGGGUUGACGCCUCUCAGGAUCGUGCCAGGCUGAGUGAGUGGUGCGACCCCACAGGCGAAGACUGCUUCGGAGGAGCCCAGCUGCAGCAGCCUGCUGCAGCAGCAGGGGAUGAAGGAGCAGUGGAAGGUGGAGCCAGCAAGGGAGAGGGGCAGGGAGGGCAGGGUGGGAAGGGAGGAAAGGGAGGGAAGGGAGGAGGGGCGGUGAGCAAUGCGGUGCGGGAGCUUUGUGCGCGGGCCAUGGCGAUAGUGUACGGGCAGUACGGGGCGGUGAUAGGGCCGUUUGACGGCACGGCGCAUGUCACUCUGCUGCUUGAUCGCACCUUGGAUAGAACCCUCCGCCACCGCCUGCUGCUGCUGCUCAAGGCGCUGGUGCGAGUGCAAGAGAAUGCGAGUGCGUGUGUGGCGGUGGGAGGGUGUGAGCUGGCAGUCGACCUCCUCUGCUCUGCACACGACGCCCAUGAACGCACCUCCAUUCCUCUCCAGUCCAACCUGCUGGCGGCAACGGCAUAUACUGAACCACCCAAGGAGUGGUUCUACAUGCUGCCCAACGGGGGCCGCGUGGGGCCCGUGCUCAAGGCGGCAGUGCAGCAGGCGCGGUGGCGGGGGGAGGUUGACUGGAGCACCCGCUGCUGGGCGGCCGGGUGGGACGAGUGGCGCCGCGUGUGUGACGUGCGGGAGCUGCGCUGGGCCAUGGCCACUGGCGUUGCCAUCCUCACGCCUGCUCAGGUUCAUGUGUCUCUCAGUGACAGCACACACCCGCGUGCAUUGAGGUGUAUUUUGAGGCGCUUUAAAAGAUGCCUGCCGCACCUCGCACAGGCCAUUCUCACCAACGAGCCUGCUAUAGUGGAAAAGGCCGCGCUGCUAUUGGAGGAGAUCGUGCGCUACAAUCCAACAGUCGCCACCCGCCUGUACACCACGGGCGUGUACUUCUUUGCGUUCGCCUACGCUGGCUCCAACUUUGGGACGCUAGCGUCGCUCUGCCACGCCACACACACACGGCAAGCGUAUGUGAGCGGCAUAGAGGCAGCGGACAUGGCGUCACAGCCGCUGGCCAAGCGCAGCAUCCUGGGAGUGCUGCUGCCAGAGAGCCUGCUCUACGUGCUUGACAGGCGUGGGGCAGCAGCGUUUUCCGCUGCUGUUGUGGCGGACUCUGAUUCGCCGGAGCUCAUCUGGACGCAUGCCAUGCGGGGCUCCGUGCUCAUCCCGCAGAUUCUCUCCCACCUGGGCGAUUUCCCCCAGCGCCUGAGCCAGUUCUCCAGGGCGCUGUAUGACCACACGCCCAUGCCGCCCAUCUCGUACCCCGAGCUCAAGGACGAGAUGUGGUGCCACCGCUACUACCUCCGGAAUUUGUGCGAUGAGAUCCGUUUCCCUGAUUGGCCGAUUGUGGAGCACGUGGAGUUCCUCCAGUCGCUGCUCGCCAUGUGGCGAGAGGAGCUCGCAAGGAAGCCCAUGGGGAUCUCCGAUGAGGAAGCAUGCGCCAUUCUCGAGAUUCCCACCGACAAGCAGCAGCCAGCCUCCGCCGCCGCAGGCACCGCCUUCCCCGCUACAAGACAAGGCGUGCAAGUGGACGAGGACGUGCUGAAGAGGCAGUACCGGCGCAUGGCGGUGAGAUAUCACCCGGACAAGAACCCUGAAGGGCGGGACAAGUUCAUAGCAGUGCAGAAGGCAUACGAGCACCUGCAGUCUGCCAUGCAGGGCCUGCAGGGGCCGCAGACCUGGCGCGUGCUGCUGCUACUGCGCGCGCAGAUUAUUCUGUUUCGGAGGUAUCCGGGAGUUUUGGAGCCGUUCAAGUAUGCUGGGUUCCCGCUGCUGCUGCAGCUGCUGCGGCUGGAGGAUGGGGAUGGCGAGGCAGGUGCAGGGAAUGCGGGGGAUGGUGCGGGUGAUGGUGCUGGUGUUGGUGCUGUUGGUGGGGAGGAUGGUGGGAAGGCGUGGCGGCAGCAGGAGAGCGCAUCUAGCUUUCUGCCGCCAGAGCGUUCGGAGUUACUGCAGGCAGCAACGCAUCUGCUGUGGCUCAUCUGUGCCUGCUCCUCCCUCAACGGCGAAGAGCUCUUGCGAGACGGGGGCCUGCCUCUCCUCACCACGCUCCUCUCCCGCUGCCUCUCCCUCCUCUCCCCCUCCUCCUCCCCCACUGACCCCCCUGCCCUCAUCGCCACCCACAUCCUCCGCACGCUCGCCAUUCUCUCCGCCUUCCCCUCCGCCCGCACCGAGGUUCGGACCAACCAAGCCUGCGCAGCAGCCUUGGUGCCGGACCUGGUGGUGGCGACGGAGCUAGAGAGCACGCCCGGGGCUGUGGAAGCAGCACUAGAGGGGAUUUUCCACCUGGCGCUGUCUAAGGGGCUCAGAGAGAGGCUGCUAAGGGCUGGUGCAUUGUGGUAUCUGCUUCCGCUGCUCUUUAAGUUCGAUUCCACUGCGGAUACUGCUGGUGGUGAUACCAAAGGCGGAGGCGGCAGCAGCAGCAGCCUGAGUGCAGGUGCAGCAGUGACUGCGAAGGCCGGCAGCGGCGGCGGAGCCUUGCUUCUAUCUGCCUCUCAAUCCUAUCAGUCCUCUUCCCAGUACCUCGCCCUGCCCUCCACAUCACACACUAUCUCCACCCCUCUCCCUUCCACCGGUACGAAUGGCACCAGAAUCAACACCAGCAGCACCACAUUCUCCUCCUCCACCUCAGCCUCUGCCUCUGCUGUCACCGGUGUCACGGGCCAAUCAGCAAUCGGCGCCAACGUCCAGUCAGAGCGCAACCUGCAUGCAGUACUGGCAGCACGAGCCAUUGCUCGACUGACAGGGUACCUGAGGGAGAAAGGCGGGUUUGCGGAGAGGGGAGGCGAGGAGGAAGGGUGGGGGGAGGGCGAGGGGGAGGAGGGGUCGGCGGAUGCAGCAGCACGGGCGGCUGUGAAGGUGCUGCUGACGCCGCGGCUGGCUGCUAGACUGGCAGAGAACUCGCCUGUGGGGCUGCUCAAGGCGCUCACCAGCAAUGUGGAGAGCCCUCAGGUGAUAUGGAGCAGUGGCAUGAGGGCACAGCUGCUGCGGUUUCUGGAGGACAGGAGGGCGCAGAGGGAGGCAGAUGGGUCGUAUGCGGUGGAUGCAUGCCAGACGUUUGUGUACACUGCACUGGAGGACGAGAUCCAGGUGGGAGACAUCUACCUCCGUCUCUUCAUCCAACAUCCAGACUUUCCUCUCUCUGACCCCGAGUCACUCUCCGCUGCCCUCGUGCCUUUCCUGCUCGACAUGUGCGCGCUGCUCCCGCCCAUGCACCACUCCCAAUCGCACCACACGCCUCUGCACCCUGCUGCUGUCCUGCUGCUGCGCAAGUGGGACCGGCGGGGUGUGGAGGGGGGCGAGGAGGAGGAGGAAGAGGACAGGAAAGGGGAAGGGGAAGAGGAGGAGAACGGCGGAGAGGCUAGAAUCCGCCAUCUCGCGCUGGCAGUGCUGACCAGACUCACCGGCUUCGCACCUAGUGUGGCUGCGAUGGUAUCAGACCGAGGGUCUCUCCUGAUGCUGCUGCUGCUGCUCGUGCGAUCGCCGCAAUCUCGGCCGUCCAUUCUGGGCAUGCUGCAGUCGCUGGCGGGUACGCCAGAGCUAGCGUGGGUGGUGGCGAAGCAAGGCGGCGUCGUCUUCCUCCUCGCGCUCCUGCUCCCUGCCCCUGGAGACGACAUACCCCACCCUAUCCGGGUCACCACAGCCCUCCUCCUCUCCGCGCUCCUCUCUCAGCCCCUGCACGGCCCGCGGGUCUUCCUCUCCCUCUCCCGCUUCCUGCCCCAAGGCCUCCUCUCCUUCCUGCGGGACGGUUCAGGGGAAGCUGCCAUUGCUGCUCUCUCCCAGACCACGCAAACCCCCGAGCUCGUCUGGUCCCCCGCCCUCGCGCUCAAUCUCGGCCGUCGGAUAGCGGUGCUGGCUGCUGAGGUUGUACGGAUGGUAGAGAUCGCACGGAGGUCUGGUGGUGGGGGCAAGGGAGGAGGCGAGGGUGGUAGUUCCGUUUUUGGAAACCUGGCUUCUUUUGAAUGGGAUCCGCCUGAUCUUGUGGGGGCUAUCGGUGGGGGCACUCCAGGUGUUGCAUCAGGUGCUGGUUCGGGUGGUCCAGGUGGGGCGCCAGGCGCAUCAGACAACAGUCUGUUGAAUUCACCUGAAGAAGGGGACGAGUGGCAGGUGGGCGGCGUGUACAUUCGUCUCUUCCUCAAGGACCCCAAGUACCCGCUGCGCAACCCCAAGCGCUUUCUCGAGGGCCUUCUCGACCAAUACGUGAGACUUGAAUGCCCCUCAGGUGAUAGCCCUGCUGAUGCGGGCAAUCGGGUGGGCGGGAGCGGCAGUGCUGGCUCUGGAGACAAUGAAGAGAUUGCUGGCUCCAACCAACAGAUCUCGAGACGUCAUUGUUGCACAGGCGCUCAGGUCCUGCUUGCAAUCCUGGACUGGCGGGCAGGCGGAAAGGCUUCGCUGGCUGCCCGGAUGCGGUGGAGCGAAUCAGAGGCAGCGGUGGGGCGAGUGCUGACAGUGGAAAUUCUGAAGCUGCUGGGGGCAGAUGGGGCCUACUCCAUCCGUGUGCAAGAGAUCCUGAAUGGCUCUGAGGUGUGGAGGGCGUUCAAGGACCAGAAGCACGACCUAUUCCUGCCCACCAACGUGCAGUCAUCCGGUGCCGGUGUGGCUGGCUUGCUGCAGGGCGCUGGCUCUGCUGCCCUCGCCCUCCCUGCCCCCGCCGCCCCUCCCACCACCGCUACUCCUGCUGCUGCGCCUGCUGCUGCUCCUGCUGUGGCUGCGGCUGUCGCUCCUGGUGCUACUCUUUCCUCGUCUCCUCUUCAUUCUGGGGAAGCAGCUAGAAGCUUAUCCUCUUCUACUGCUGCAGUGUCUGCCCAUCACUCACCAGUACCCACCGGCUCUCAUCUCCCCCAUGCCUCACACUCCUCUCCCUCGCUCCUGCCUCUCUCCUCCAUGCCCACCCCCCUCUCUCCCGCCCAUCCGGUACCCACUCACUCUCAUCAUGCACACACUCCCUUCGCUCCCUCCCAACCUGCUUCUAUCGCAAUUCAUCCCUCUCCUGCUCGAACAGUGCCUCACUCCACAUCUGCAACAGCUUUCUCACCCUCCCCUUCCUUCCCAGCCGCCAUUUCAACCACUACAUCUCCCCCAAACCGCUCCCAAGCGUUGGAUCCGCUAUUAGGUUCAGCACCGGGGCUGGUGUCUGCAACAGGAGGUUCGGAUGCAGGUGUGGCUGGGAUGGCAGCUUCGGCAGUAGCUCGCGCCUCUGUAGGAGAGGCAGCUGGAGCCGUCACAAGAGCAACAGCUGGGGCACGAUCUAGUGGUGCUGUGGCAGGGCCGGCUGCUGGUUUGACGGCGCCUGCUGUAGUUUCAGCCUCGGAUUUUGAUCGAGUGGUGGAGGAAAAAAUGCUAGGAGGGGAAAUUGGUGGGGCUGCUGGUGGACAGGUGAUUGGUCAGGUGGCCCGGCAGGCUGAGCGGGAAAACACUUCUAAUGUAGGGAAGGCAAGGAUGGAGGAUGAAGGGUUUUUGGUGCUUGGGAGGCAGGGGACGGGGGGUACAGGGAACGAGGGUUAUGGGGGUGAUGAGGAAGAGGAGGAGGUGGCAAGGCAGCCCAUAGGGCUGGAUGCUGCCCCCUUGUAG